AUUAUUACCACUGAGGGAACUAAAUGAUCAUAUUGAGGCACAAAUCGGUAAAUGCAGGGAACUCGAUUUGUAAUUUGAGGAGGCCACAGAUAACUAAUUUAAAGGUUUAGUUUGUUUCAAAUGUUCCCCUGAACACCUGCUGCCCAGUUCUGUUCUGUCGAAAGUUAUAAAACUGGUUCCUCAUGAUCUCACAGGAGUUUCAGUUCUUAUUUUUUUCUGAUCGGAGGCAAAGUGAAGCUUUAAACAGUAAACUCGUUGCAGCAGCAGCAGCUCUCUGGAUUUUAGUGAGACGGAUAAGAUGAGGUGCUUGGUGCUGCCCCUGCUGGUGAGUCUGAGUCCUGCGGUUCUGGUCCUGCUGCAGCUGCCUGACAUCACCACCACACACGAAGGCCAUUGGGAGGACUACAAAUAUGGCCGCCAAGACCACCACUCAUGCUCCUGGAAAUGCCUCCUGUUCACCGUGCAGUGGCCUGCUGGGUUCUGUCAGUCUUUGAACAAUGAGUCUCUCUGCAGGAUUCCUCCGAGCGUCAACAACUGGACGAUCCACGGUCUGUGGCCUCUUCGGGCACAGAAAUGCUGCAACUGCUGGCCAAUGUUCCACUCUGACAUCCAGGAGCUGGAGGGAGAGCUGGAUGAACGAUGGCCGUCGUUACUCAAAACCAGAUCCAGCUUCAAGUUCUGGAAAGCGGAGUGGGAGAAACACGGAGCAUGUGCAGCAUGUGUUGAAGGAAUGAACUCACCGCUGAGAUAUUUCCAGAUUGGCCUCAAACUACAUGGACAGUUUGAUUUCCACAAAGCUCUGGAGGACGCUGGUAUCACUCCAUCCUGUGAACGACCCUACAAGGUUGCAGAGGUGCACAGCGUCCUGGCUCCACUUCUGGGUGACGGACAUGUGAUCCAGUGCGUUACAGAUGAAAAGGAACGAGAGGUGUGGUUUCAGGUGAAGAUCCCUCUAUCUCACAACCUGACCCUCGGCUGUGAUCACCAUGGCGACACUGAUGGGGACCCAGUGGUCGGGUCAGGCCCAGAACGGGAGCCCCAUCCCGCUGGACAUCCCUGCCCCCCUCAGAUCCCUUUCUACUACUUCCCCAUAGACCACCAGCAGCCGAAGAGACCCUGUGACUAACAGUCGGCCUCUCUUUGUUUUCAGAUCCUGACUCAAGACUUUGAUUGUGUGUAAUCGAUAACUCAAUAGACAGAAAGUUAAUCACCAACUAUUUUCAUAAUUGAUUAAUUGUUUUGAGUCAUUUUUUAAGGUUCAAAAUGCUAAAAUUC
Molecule: messenger RNA, 1275 nt
Organism: Thunnus maccoyii (southern bluefin tuna)
Lineage: Eukaryota; Metazoa; Chordata; Actinopteri; Scombriformes; Scombridae
Gene: rnaset2l
Product: ribonuclease T2, like
Exons: 9
Coding region: 299-1126 (275 amino acids)
Biological process (GO): RNA catabolic process
Cellular component (GO): extracellular region
Molecular function (GO): ribonuclease T2 activity; RNA binding
Source: RefSeq, a predicted model, not a curated record